AUGACGAGCAGCAGCGUGACCUUCGCAGCCGCGCCGCUGGCGGCACGGCCAGGGCCCAUGGCCCCACUGGGCAGCGCCGGCAACUGGGCAGGCCCGGGCCGUGCAGGCAGCCCUCUACGGUCGCAGUCGCAGCCGGGCAUUGGCGGGGGUGGGGACGGCAUGCAAGGCGGCAGGCUGUAUGGCACUCCCCGCGGCCCGCUAGAUGGUGACGGUGCACCAGCAGCAGCAGCAGAGGCGGACCCCAGUGGCUCGCUGGCGACACAUGCCAGAGCUGCACAUGGAGUGAAGCAUGUCAGCUGGGGCGACCUGCCGGAAGCGGAGCAGCAGCCCACGCAGCAGUUGCAGCCUGAAGCCCCGCCCGCCCCUGCCCAGCGCCAGGCAGCGGCCAGCGGUGCCGCCAUGCGCGUCAAUAGGCUGCUGCAGCCACGGCAGCCGCCCGGGGCCAGCGGUGUAUGGCACCCAGGAGCAGCGGUGUCGCCGGCACCCGGUGGAACCAGUAGCAGCGGCUACAGCCGCCAGCUGGAAGCCUACCGACAGGCCCUGGCGCAGGCCAGCGGCGGCCUGCGGGGCCUGGGCCCCUGCCCACUCCCCUCUCCCGCCCCCUCGGGCUGUAGGGUUCUACGACGCCCCGUCGCGCCCCGGGCGACCCUGACCCAUGCCCCACUCACAGCAGCCACCAGCGGGAGGCUGGCAGCGGCCCUGAACGGCAGCCUGGCGAAGUGGCAGUGGCCCGCCAUGCUUGCCACAGCCGUGAUCGGGUGGGCCGGGAUGCCCUGGGGGCACCUGGGGGCGGCCGCCGCUGCCCUGUGCCCUCGCGGGGGCCCUGCAGCGCCGGCAGCCACCCAGCUGAUGGGGCACCCGGCGGCGGCGGCGCUGGGGCACCAGCCAGCCCAGGCGGCGUGGAUGACCAUGGCGUCCCUCUUCACCCUGGCAGCCAGCAUGGGCGGCGUGCUGUACUACAUGGCUCGCACCACCUGGGAGGGCAUCGAGCCGUUUGUGUUCUACCAGAGCAGCCGCGCCGCGCAGGACCCGCUGCUGCUUCACGGGGUGGACAUCAGCGGCAGCCGCUUCUUCUGCCGGCCAAUCGUGCAGCAGGCCGCAGAGUUUGCGGCGAGAGCACACAGGCAAGCGCCUGCGGCAGCCGGGGGCCUUGAGCCCGGCCGGCGGGGCCAGGUGCGCAAGACGCGCACCCCUUAUGUCAGCCACUGCGUGGAGACGGCGCUGAUCGUGGAGGGCCUGCUGUCACCCACUGAGGAGGACGAGAGGGCCGAGGCUGCGGUGGUGGCUGCGCUGCUUCACGAUGUGCUGGACGACACCGAGGUGGAGGCAGGGGAGGUGGAAGAGCUGUUUGGGGCGCAGGUGGCCUCCAUGGUGGCCAAGGUCUCCCAGCUGUCCACCACCAACCAGAUUGUGCGGCGCCGCCUGCGGGUGGAGUCGGCGCAGCCCACAAAGGAGGAGGAGGCGCAGCUGAGGAACAUGAUUCUAACGAUGGUGGGCGAGCCGCUGGUCAUCGCCAUCAAGCUGGCAGACCGCCUGCACAACAUGCGCACAGUCUUUGCGCUGUCCCCCGAGAAGCAGCAGGCUGUGGCCAGCGAGACGCGGCGCGUGUGGUGCUCGCUGGCCGAGCGGCUGGGCAUGUUUGCGGUCAAGAGCGAGCUGGAGGACCUGUGCUUUGCGGUACUGCAGCCGGCGGAGUACCGCGCGCUGCGCCGCCAGCUGGAUGAGCUGUGGGGGGUGCCCACCAUACCCGACCAGGCUGCUUCCCUCGACGCCUGCCUGUCUGAUGAGUAUGAGUGCCGGGUGGAUUUGCACCUCACACCCACCUCCCCCGCCGCCUCCGCAGCAAGCCCCGGCAGCACCGGCAGCGACCUCUCAGGCGCCACGCCCGCCGGCCCAGAUGCGGCCGCGGCGGCCGCGGCGGCCGCGCUGCGCGAGCGCCAGGGCUCGCACGCCGCUGCCAGCACCCGCUCGGGCAGCCCCGGCAGCAGCGGCAGCAGCAGAAGCGGCGGCGGCAGCAGCAGCAGCAGCAGCAGCGGCGGCGAUUUCGAUUGGCUCACGCCGCAGCAGCUCGAGGCAAGCGCGCCUGCGCCUCCCGCCUCCCAGCCUGCCUCUCUGUCCCUGCCGCCCGCGGCACCUCUGCACCCUCACGCUUCGCCUUACCUGCCCUUCCGCUGCCUCCCCUCCUGCCUGGCAUCACACCUCCUCUGCCUGCCCUCCCACGCCGCCCCGCCCCUGCAGGCCAAGCUGCUGAUUGACACAGUGCUCCCCUUUGAUGCCACCACCUUCAACAUUGCCAAGCUGCGCUCGGGGGCGGGGGCGCUGCGCGGGCUGGAGGUGCUGCAGGCGUGCGCCCAGCUGCUGAUGCGCGAGAUUGGCACCGAGAGCCUGGCCAGCGGGCUGGAGGUGUCGGUGCAGGGCCGCCUCAAGUCCCUGUACUCCACCUUCCGCAAGAUGUCCCGCAAGGCGGUACCGCUGUCAGAGGUGUACGACGCGCGGGCGCUGAGGGUGGUGGUGGACGACGACGGCGGCAGGCGGCAGGCGGAGGCGAUUGCUGCCUGCUACAAGCUGCUGCCCGCUGUGCACCGCCUGUUCCGGCGUGUGGCGGGGGAGGAAGAUGACUAUAUAGCGCAGCCUAAGCCUUCUGGCUACCAGAGCCUGCACACGGCGGUGAUUGGGCCGGGGGGCGUGCCCAUGGAGGUCCAGAUGCGCACCAGUAGCAUGCACUCGGACGCAGAGUAUGGCAAGGCGGCGCACUGGGCGUACAAGGAGAAGCCGGCGGUACCUGCGGUACAGCUGCCCGGCCCCGCGGCACCUAGCCUACCGGCCCCCAGCAGCGCCAGCACCAGCUCUGGCAGCGCCACCACCAGCGGCAGUGUUGAUGAUGAGGAUGGAGAUGCGGGCAUCGCAGCCGGCCACCCCAUGCUGCACAUAGGGCCAGGCGGCCGCUUGCGCGACGGCGUGGUGGUGGCGUCUGAGUUUGGGGGGCGGCGCCUGCUCUGCGCUGUGUCUCAGGAGCAGCGGGCCGUGCCCGACGCGCGGCCGGCGCCCGCAGAGCGGUACAGGGCGUUGCUGCGGUACGUGGAGGAGCGCGGCUACUUCCAGCCCUCCCAGGGAGACAUGACCGCCGCCAUGGAGCUCUUCACCCUGUGCAGCGACGGCAAGUACCACCGCAUCGACCGGUUCGGCCACAAGCUGCCCACCGUGGUGGUCCCACUGACCCUGGAAGAAGAGGAGGAGGCGGCUUCCGCAGCCGACGCCAGCAGCCUCAGCGGCUCCGCCGCGGCGGCCGUCGCGGGCGCCGCCGGUAGCGAGGGCGCUGCGGGCGGCGGGGGCGCGGGGCCCGCGCCCGAGCACAUUCGCAGCCAGAGCAGCGUGGAGGGCGAGAUGGAUUACAUGAACAAUCGGAUCCCCCUGCUGCGCUCGAUGCUGGAGUGGGGGCGGGAGCUGGGGGCCAGCAUCGCGGCGGAGUCUGCGCUGGCCCAGGAGGCCGCCGCCGGCAACGACGCCGCCGCCAUCGCGGCUUGGACCGAGCGGCAGCUGGCGCCGCAGGUGCAGGGCGCGGACGGCGCGGGGGCGGACGUCAUGGUGCUCAUCUGGCCGGGGGGGCGCAUCCUGCGGGUGCCCCGCGGCACGACGGCAGGCACCGUCAUUCGAGACCUGGGCCUGAUCCAGAUCCAGCCAGCAGCAGGCCCCACGCCCUCUGCCGCCGCCGCCGCCGCCCCCACUAUGGGGGACGCCAACAACGCGCUGGCCGCCGCCUCUCCCCGCCAGCGCCCGCUGUUGGUCAACGUCAACAACCGGCUGGUGCCGGAGGAGACGCCGCUGGCCGACGGCGACUAUGUGGUGCUGAGCCGGGACAAGGUCAAGAUCUGAGGCGAGGCGCGAGGCAGCACGCCGCUGUUGCCGUGAUGGCGUCGAGACCUGAGGGCGGCCGGCGGCUGGGCGGCUGGCCCCGUGUCCUCGCCUGAGCCUCCUGAGCUUUGCUGGAGAAAUGCCAGAUACAUGGGUGCAUGAGUGCCAUGGUAUGGCUGGUUGAUUGCCACCUGUUUGCUAGUUGGUCACUCGGCACCCGGUUGGCCCCGCUAGAGUGCGUUGUGCGCCCCCAGCGCACGCGCUCGCCGCUCCC
Chlorella variabilis is the source of this 4126-nucleotide messenger RNA. RefSeq lists its product as hypothetical. Gene Ontology annotation, cellular component: chloroplast. The transcript has 22 exons. The record is from RefSeq and is a predicted model, not a curated record. Gene Ontology annotation, biological process: guanosine tetraphosphate metabolic process. The coding region runs from base 1 to 3873 and encodes 1290 amino acids. NCBI's taxonomy places the organism in Eukaryota, Viridiplantae, Chlorophyta, Trebouxiophyceae, Chlorellales, Chlorellaceae.